AUGGAUUCGACUCGCCCCCCCCUUUCUCCUGGCACUCGGUUAAUCCAUCGACUCGCCAGAUAUAUCCUACGUCUCCUCCGUGAACAACUCUUCCCAGGUCACCCGCCCACGCCUUGGCCUAAAGACAUCCCCAUCCGCCUCCAGGUCGAGUGUCACCAGAUCGUUGCCGUUGUCGUCAAAGCAUUCCUGAAUGCAGAGCAUUUGGCGUGGGCGCUCCAUGAUUACAAGGUACAGAAAGGAAAACUCACAGCCGCGGAAUUACUGGCUCGCUUUCCACCUGCAUCGCGACAAAAGGGCGACGGAACUCCCUAUAUCAAGGACGAACCUUUCAUUGUGGUCGAUUCAGUCGGUCGCAUUCUUUUAUGGUACCUCCCCAACAUCGUUUCAAGCGCACGACAGGCCGUCAUCUUAGAAGCGAUAUCUUGGCUGUCAUUCGACGCGCCCGAAACCCCCCUUCUGACGAAACCUUGCGAAUUCCGAAGACAUGAAGGGACCUUCACACCUUCCGGCCCUCUUGUAAGAAGCGGGGUGGCAACAUUUGCUUCCUGUUGGCCUGUGCCGAUGAAAUCUAGAGACCAGAAAGAUCCCUCGUCGUCUCUGAGGCCCUCCACCACCUUCAGCGAUCCUCGUAACGGUGGCCUAGAGUUCCUCGAAAAGGUUUCCGAAAGCAUGGCCAUCCUGGGUGCUAUCUUGGCCGCCGUUCACCCCGCCCAGUUCGAAGCUGGGCUUGACGUUCUUGCGCAUCUGAAUGCAGGGAGCAUCGUAACCCAGGAGCCUGCCUUGCUUCGACAGGUUCUUGAACUUUGGUCAACUCCAUUCACGGCCUUUUCGGUUGUCAACAACCGUGAUACAUGGCUUCAUCUCGACCCCAAAUCACCACCCCGGGCGUACGACUUGCUUUACACAGGAGGACGUUACAGCGACGCUAGGUUCGAGGUACCAUCCCUGGGCCUGAGAUGUCGGUACAACCCUGGAACGGUCGUCGCCUUACUCGCCGCUCUGUUCGAACACGGCAUAUCCCCGGUUGUAGGGGACCGCGUAGGCAUUUCCCAGUUCUUUCGUCAGGUCAUGAUAGAGCAGGUUCCCUGCUCCCGCCUACCCACCACCAUGUACUUCGCGGAUUUUCUCAACCUUUUCAGUAGUGAUUAUUACUUCAAGGACUAA
Coprinopsis cinerea okayama7#130 is the source of this 1164-nucleotide messenger RNA. RefSeq lists its product as hypothetical. The transcript is spliced from 4 exons. NCBI's taxonomy places the organism in Eukaryota, Fungi, Basidiomycota, Agaricomycetes, Agaricales, Psathyrellaceae. Bases 1 to 1164 code for a protein of 387 amino acids. The record is from RefSeq and is a predicted model, not a curated record.